Molecule: messenger RNA, 776 nt
Organism: Amoebophrya sp. A25
Lineage: Eukaryota; Dinophyceae; Syndiniales; Amoebophryaceae
Source: the annotation of a GenBank genome assembly
GACGAACAGAAUCGGACAGUUGUGGAAAGAAGCAAAAGAAUGGCACCAGCCCCAGCUCCGCAACCCCUCCUAUCAAAGAAAACUCGGCUGAUGUUGGUGAAGGCACAAGUAAAGCAGUCGGCGAUAGUCAACAGGCUGAUGCAGAUAAAGAAACAGAUCAACAUCGCAACAAGGAUAAUGAGAAGACGGAAAAUGCGGACUGUGCGUCCGUAGCGAUUCGCACUGCAGUGACUGGCGUUGUUGAAGCGGUCUUGGAGGGCAGAUCGCUUCCCGCUGCCCGAGAGAUUCGGCAAAAGAAACAUCGGAAGCCCCCGUGCCCUCUGGAUGAAGCGCAUUUUGCACGCGGAUCAACGAAAAUCGAGGUAGUUCACUUGCCGUGAGUGAAGAAGCUGAACAAAAAAUUUCAAGUUCUUAAAUUGAAUCCAAUCACCCCGCACCUCUCGAAUGUUUGACCCAGCACCUCUAGAGGAUGUUCUAGUUCUUGUACAACUUUUUAUAUCGUUUUGGUAUUUCUUCAUGAUCUCAAACUCGAUUUUUCCGAGCAUCGAGGAUACUGGCUGAUGACGAUACGAUUGCACCUCUCAUCAAACCAACACCAGGCUGUCCGAACCGCGAGGCAUUUGAGCUUGAACUCUAAAGCGGAGAGCGAGAAGGUUUUGAAUGUCGUGCGUCCGAGUUCGGCGCCUGGGAGACUCAUCAGGCGUAGGAAGCGCCGACGUGGAACGCAGGAACGCAGACUUUGGCGCCUGAGAACGCGAGGGGAAUAUGAAGAGCAC